Cydia splendana is the source of this 1670-nucleotide messenger RNA. RefSeq names its product androgen-dependent TFPI-regulating protein-like. The coding region runs from base 92 to 808 and encodes 238 amino acids. The transcript is spliced from 5 exons. Lineage: Eukaryota; Metazoa; Arthropoda; Insecta; Lepidoptera; Tortricidae. The record is from RefSeq and is a predicted model, not a curated record. Gene Ontology annotation, cellular component: membrane; endomembrane system.
CACCGGCACACAAACGGCAUGGACGUCGCUGUUAUUUUUACUUAGUCUCGUGGAACGAGUAUAAUUGCCAAGUAUUUUUAAUAACAGCAAAAUGGUCGCCAUCUACAUGCGAAUGCUGGGUUACACCGUGACCUUGGCAAUGCAUGUUAUCAACACGUAUGUGAUGACCAGCUUUCUUCAGGGUCCAGUCAUGGAAGACCCUAACAUUAGGACCUUCACCGCGAUGUAUAAAAGAUUCUUCACUGUCUGGACUACGUUCCUCCAAAUCUUCGUGGCAUCGCUGGGUCUGACGUCUGACUACCUCACGCUAAAGUACUCCAACAAGGAAGAACCUCAUUGGCUGAUGGUUAUGAGGAGUAUGAAGAAUCGUCUCUUCGCUGCUGUACUCUGGCCUACGGUUUUUCUCACCUCCACCCUAUUCUGGUCUCUGUACCACUAUGACCGCAGCCUGAUCUACCCGACCUUCGCGGACAAGAUCCUCAGCAGCGGCACCAACCACGUCCUCCACACGGCCGUCAUCCCCCUCGUGGUGUGGGAGGUGGUCUUCCAGCCGAGGAGCGUGCCGACAAGUCAUACGAUCAACGUUUCCAUGCUGUCGGUGUAUAUGUUCACCUAUUUAUUUGUAAUGUACUACACCUACGUAGAAAAAGGCAUCUGGAUGUAUUCCAUAUUCGGCAUCGCGUACGACACUCAUAUUUGCUUCCCCCUCAUUAUAUCUUUCAUUGGAGUUAUGUUAUACAUAUAUUAUCACAUGCAGUGGUUCUUAACCCAGAUAGUUUGGGAACCGCAGGCUAAAAUAAAAAUUUAACAUGUCACAACAGGCAAGUGACAGUCUCACCCCGUUUUAACAUUGUCUUAACAUGUUGUUAAGGCAAUGUUAAAACGGGGUGACUUUGAACAUGAUGUUGGCAAAGUUGAGCGUUAAAAUGGGGUUACUUCGAGUAAUGAGACGCUUUGUAUUUUUAAGACAAUGUUAAAACGGGGCGACUUUGAACGUUAGCAAUGGUGUUGAGGCAGCGUUAAAAUGGGGUGUUUUCGAAAAAGUAAUGGGACGCUUUAAUUAUAAAAUAACUGUAAAAACAAGAACUAUUUUGAUAAAAUGGGAAUAUUUUAGGCAUUAUUUGGUCUUGUGUAGACAUUAUGGGCCCCAUGCAUGAACUAUAGGGGGCAUAGGAGCCGUCAGAUUUUUGGCGCGAGGCGUAAAUGUGUCGUUUAUGCUUCCGAUGUAGCCCACAAGAUGGCAUAACCUACUAUGCUCAAGGAAACGUACCGACGAGAACGGUAGAUGGUAGCACUUGCUUUGGCAAUAUACAUGUGCACAUAUGUUUCCGAUUCAGGCCACAAGAUGGCAGAAGUUAUUGAAAUAGUUUAUGCUUUUUCAGUUUCAAGUUAAUUAUGUUUAUGUGUGACAUUAAGGUCAAAAUAUUUAUUAAUUUAUUAUCCACAAAGUGAUCAAAAAAUAUAUAUAAGUAUAAACAUUUAACAUAUAUAAUAUAAUUAAUAUAACAUGUUAAUAAGGAUGUACAGAUUCUGAUAACCGGGUGUUUAACAUUCCUUUUCCAUUUUCGCCCCUUACUGUGAUGAUUUAUUAAAUACAAGUAAGAUUAUUUAAAGAAAAUAUUGUUACGGAUAACGUUAAGUUAUUAUUAAAUAAAUGUUAACAAAAAGUG